Molecule: messenger RNA, 645 nt
Organism: Cylas formicarius (sweet potato weevil)
Lineage: Eukaryota; Metazoa; Arthropoda; Insecta; Coleoptera; Brentidae
Product: calcium/calmodulin-dependent protein kinase type II alpha chain-like
Exons: 6
Coding region: 1-645 (214 amino acids)
Biological process (GO): protein phosphorylation
Molecular function (GO): calmodulin binding; calcium/calmodulin-dependent protein kinase activity
Source: RefSeq, a predicted model, not a curated record
AUGGCCAAGCCCCACCGAGAUGGCGCGGGGGGGGGCGGACACUCUACCAGCGGCAGCCCCCCCGCGGGGACUCUACCAGCGGAGGCUACGCCCCCGGGGGCCCCCGCGGGCGAACUACGCACCACGGACAACGGUUUGGUUGGAACCACGGACAAUGGUUUGGUUAGGGUGAGCGGCCAAUGGACGAGCGGGCAGAACACAAAAGAUGAAGGCCCAUGGGCGAGUGGCCAAAAAGAAGAAGUCCUGUGGGCGGGGGGCCCGUGGCCGGGAGGCCAAAAAUUUUAUCAAACCAUUUUUAGGAAGAUAUGCGAUCCUCAUCUAACAGCCUUCGAGCCGGAAGCGAUGGGAAAUCUAGUCGAGGGUAUGGACUUUCACAAAUUCUACUUCGACAACGUCUUGGGCAAAAAUUGCAAAGCGGUGAAUACAACAAUACUAAAUCCGCACGUACAUUUGUUGGGAGAAGACGCUGCCUGUAUCGCUUACGUGGGGUUAACUCAGUAUAUGGACAAGCACGGCCAGGCACACACCCAUCAGUCGGCAGAGAGCAGGGUGUGGCAUAAGCGAGACAACAAGUGGCAAAACGUCCACUUCCACCGCAGCGGCGGUAACGGAGGCGCCGCGUUCGGAUUUAGUUCACACAAAUAG